CCGCUUGUAACCAUUUACGCAAAUAAGCUUAGUUAAUUGUAUCGAUAUGUUUCUUGUUUUGACGAACGUCAGUGUUUAUUUAACCGCAAGAGUUCACGCGACUUGAAAUCGCGAAUCGGUCGAAAUUUCUGGAAUGCAGAAUGAUUCCGCCCGUAAUCUGAAUACGUGUCGUGAAUAGCAAUUUGCGAGAAAGCAAUAGUUUAUAAUACGGAAUCGUACAGAACAAUAUUUAUUAUUACAUAGAUUUAUUUAGUUAUUUGUGUAUAGAUGGAAUUUUGACACUUAUAUACAAACAAAAACAUAUACAUGUAUAUGUAUGUUGAGAGACAAGAUCAUGUUUAACGCCGAUCUUGGAACUUCCUCGGUAAUUCCUUUGUUCGCUUUGUUGAAUUACAGUCAGAACUUUCAACUCGAACGCACUACUGCGCCAUUCAUUCAGGUCACGAGACGACGAUGCGUCAUGUAGCUCUGUUAAUCAAAUGAAUCCAAACAAAUUUUCAUAACACGAGCAACAACUUGAUUCCCCGAGUGAUUCAGGAUUCGAUAUAGACUGGAGCGUCUGAUUUUGCCAUUUACAGCUAUAUAGGCCGAGAAAAGCGUGUGUCAUCUAUGAUGGUUGACAUAGCUUGGCAUGCGUGGCCAAGAUGGUGGUGGUAAUGGAGGCACCAUGACGAUAGUCGGAUUUCUCUACGUAUCAUCGUCCCGCUUCGGUGUUCCUCUUUAAUUCUUCUGUAGCUCCUCAGAGGGUGUUUAUCGUUGAUGAUGCGCGUUUGUGGUGGAACGUUGUUGAUGUGUUAGUUGUGCAUCAUCGAAGAGAGAUCGCUAGAUGGUCGGUAUAUCUGUGAGAUUGCUGCUGCGCCGUCCGAAAAUAGAUAAAUGAACGACGAGCGUGCCAUCCUUGUUGUCGGUGGUUCCACGCACUCUCUAACAAUGCACAAUUAUUAAAAGGUUCAUAGCCAACAUCGGGGUGUAGGAAUGGAGGUACUCAAAACCAGCCAGGAGAUUGUGCACGAAGGGUGGCUCAUUAAGUCGCCACCUACCAAACUUUGGCGAGCGAGAUGGAGGAAAAGGUGGUUUGCUCUUCGACAUAGUGGAGAAUUACCUGGACAAUAUUUUUUGGAGUAUUAUACAGACAGACGUUGUAGAAAAUUAAAAGGUCGUAUUGAUCUUGAUCAAUGCGAACAGGUGGAUGCAGGCUUAAGAUUUGAAAAUCGCAAGCAAAAAUAUCAGUAUAUGUUCAAUGUUAAAACACCAAAAAGAACUUAUUAUCUAGUAGCAGAAAGUGAAGCUGAUAUGAAUAAGUGGGUGGAUGCUGUAUGUCAAGUUUGUGGUUUAAAGGCCUAUACUCAAGAUGAGGAGCAACAAUGUCAAAUGUUCCAAUUUGAAACACAAGAAUCCCCACCGAUUUCACCUACUAGUACUAUUUCGGGCCCAUACAUUCCUAUUAGCGAAUGUAUUUCUGGUCGACGGUUAAAUGAUACUAGCUCCCUCAAUUCGGCUUUGGGGCAAGGACCUGAACAUUAUGAUGCCCCAAGACGAUUGGCCCCAUCCCCUUCUAGAUCUCCUACAACAACAGAUGCGGAAAGUGUUUUCACCGAUGAUGAAUGGACUGCUCCGGUGCCUAGCGUGAACUGGGAAACUUUCCCUUCCUCGGGCGAAUCCAAACAACCGCAUAGUUCGAGUGAUGCCGAAAUUGGUUCUUGGAGUGUUCGAAAACGAUUUGGGAAAUUAAGAAUCGUUGACUCCAUUGUACCGCCUUCUGUAGAAAAGUUACCAGCACCUCCUAGGCCACCAAAACCUCCUCAUAUGUUACCUGAAAAUCCUGGUCAUAAUUAUUUAAAUUUAGAUGGUGCUACCGAAAGCUCAAAACCUACAACUCCAGCGACUCCUGCGCCAUCGACUCCCGCAACUGCAAUUGUAACAGACGAAUCAUAUGAUUUUCCAAGAUCUCACCAACCUGGAGCACCCGAGUCAAACACUAUAGAUAAACAUUUUUACUCCAAUGCUGCUCCAAGUAAUGUCGAAGAUACACGCGUAUUCCGCUACGACUUUCAGGAAGAGGAACCGUCGAGUCCACGCUCUGAGAGUUCAGCAACUGCUACGUAUUCAAAUUUACCAAGUCCACUUGUGCGAGAUAAUUCAACUUCAGUACCAACAACAGUGGCACCACCGCCGCCAGUUGUUUAUCGGGAAUUAAAACCAGGAAGAAAAACUAGCGAUUCUACAUCGGUCAUUAGUAAUGAAGCGUCUCCAGGACCGACAGUGUCAGUUUUGGAAAUGAGUUCUGCCGAACACUCUCCUGCCGAGCCUCCGAGUAUUAACAGGAAGCUUAAACCUCCAUUGAAUAAAUCUCCCGUAGAAGCUUCUCCACCUGGAAGAGGAAGAAUUAGAGCGGCUCCUAGUCCUACACCUCCAACUCACGUUCAUUCGAAUCGACAUCAAUCGACGUCAGAUGAAGAUAAUAAUGCUUUCGAUGAUAAAGAAGAGAUAUACUAUUAUCAAGAUCAAAACACGUUUAUUCCUGCUUCGAAUCGACGUCUUGUUGUUUUGCAAUAUCUAGAUCUCGAUUUGGAAGCAACAGAAAAUUUCACUUCUUCGAGUUUGCCACCAACUCAGUCCCCUCCAAACACAACGGUGUAUAAAACUGUGGAUUUUCUGAAAACCGAAGCGUUUAAUCGCACUCGUCAACGAGUCGAAGAGGAGAGAAAACAAUGUACGGAUGAACUGGCAUAGCUUUGAACUUUGUUUUCUAGAUCUUUCAGCGUAACGAACAGGAAGAAUAGUAGGAACGUAACUUCUUUUUACGUAGCGUAUAAUAUUGUUAUCAUUUAGUAAUACUUCACGAUAUUACAAAAUUGCGAUUCCUACGCAGUAUUUAGCGAUUUUUCAAGCGCUUUUUAAAUUUUUAUGUUUGUUAUUGAAUCGAAGAUUAUUUGAAAUCUUCAUUAUCGCGCGAUUAUAUAUCAUAGUUGGAAACCGAAGAGAGCAAUAUUCAAUGGACCAAAAAUGUAAUAUUAAAGUUAAGGCAGAACAAUGAAGAAAGAAGAAAAAUAGUAGUUUCGCGAAACUCGCAUCAGAAUUUAUUAAAGAAUUUUUAAUUAGAAGAGUAAGUAUUAUUACAUUUAGAUACGAACUGUUUUUACAUAGAUUUUACAUAUGUCUAAAAUGAGAAAAAGGCAUUUUAAUCGUAAACUAUGCAAUGAAUUACGGAUGUAUGACAUCGCUGAAAAUUUUAGGAUAUCCUAAUUUUAAGUAUAAAACAAAUAAUAUGUAAUAUAUUUUCAAAGUGCCUGAAGUUAUUGUUUUUCUUUUUUUGCUAAGGCGAUGAGUUGUUUGUUAUUGCAUGGAAAGUGAAAUAUCAUAUUUAUGGUUAUAAAUAUGGUGUGAAUGUAUAAAAAUCGUUUUACAACUAUUUUCUAGGAAAUAAUAUUUUGAAAAUUUAUGUUCUUUUUUGACAUAUAUUCUUUUUUGACGUUUUUAGAUGUUUUCUUUUUAAGUAUAAUUUUUAUUAUAAUUAUUAACAGUGUACUCACUGUACCUGCUGAAACAAAUCUAUAAUGCGUGGUAAUAGAAAUCUUGGCCAUAAAAUUACAAUGCAAAAAAGACAUGCAUAUUUUUUAACAGCUACUAAACCACAAACUGUAUGUUAUGAUUACAUAUGUUUACAUAUACAUAUAUGUAUUAAAAGUACGUGAAAAACUAUAUAUUUUAUGUAUAAAACACACACACACACACACACACACACACAUAUGUUUUACUUUUAUAAUAGCUAUCACUUAUGGUAUUUACUGUAAUUUUUGUACCAAUGACAUUUUUAUACUAUUGACAAGUUGUUUGUCAGUAUGACUAAAAAGAGAUAUAUGUUUACCGGGGUUUCAAUUACCUGUAGUGAAAGAAGGAAAUUAAUAGAGUAUAUUUAGAAUG
Molecule: messenger RNA, 3924 nt
Organism: Bombus impatiens (common eastern bumble bee)
Lineage: Eukaryota; Metazoa; Arthropoda; Insecta; Hymenoptera; Apidae
Gene: dos
Product: GRB2-associated-binding protein 2
Exons: 7
Coding region: 976-2733 (585 amino acids)
Source: RefSeq, a predicted model, not a curated record